Molecule: messenger RNA, 807 nt
Organism: Staurois parvus
Lineage: Eukaryota; Metazoa; Chordata; Amphibia; Anura; Ranidae
Source: the annotation of a GenBank genome assembly
GUGAUACCCUCCACACCUCUCCUCCGCAUACUGCCCACUGUGAUACCCUCCACACCCCUCUCCUGUACGUACCGAUCACGGUCAUACCCUCCACACUCCUCUCCUGUACAUACCGAUCACUGUCAUACCCUCCACACUCCUCUCCUGUACAUACCGACCGAUCACUGUCAUAGCUCCCCACUCCUCUCCUGUACGUACCGAUCACUGUCAUACCCUCCACACUCCUCUCCUGUACAUACCGAUCACUGUCACACCUCCACACUCCUCUCCUGUACAUACCGAUCACUGUCACACCUCCACACUCCUCUCCUGUACAUACCGAUCACUGUCACACCUCCACACUCCUCUCCUGUACAUACCGAUCACUGUCACACCUCCACACUCCUCUCCUGUACAUACCGAUCACUGUCAUACCCUCCACACUCCUCUCCUGUACAUACCGAUCACUGUCACACCUCCACACUCCUCUCCUGUACAUACCGAUCACUGUCACACCCUCCACACUCCUCUCCUGUACAUACCGAUCACUGUCAUACCCUCCACACUCCUCUCCUGUACAUACCGAUCACUGUCACACCCUCCACACUCCUCUCCUGUACAUACCGAUCACUGUCAUACCCUCCACACUCCUCUCCUGUACAUACCGAUCACUGUCAUACCUCCCACACUCCUCUCCUGUACAUACCGAUCACUGUCAUACCUCCCACACUCCUCUCCUGUACAUACCGAUCACUGUCAUACCUCCCACACUCCUCUCCUGUACAUACCGAUCACUGUCAUACCUCCCACACUCCUCUCCUGUACAUA